UGAGUUUUCAAAAUUGAAUUUAGCCUCGGUCGAGGCUUAAUCUGUGUCCGCGAAACCGACCCAUAUUGUCGCUGCUAUUCAGCCGUUACUGGGUGAUUGUGUGGCACCCACCGGCGUCUCCACAGCGCUCGUGCAGUGAGGUCUGGAAGGGGGAGGAGCUGCUGUUGCCAGGAGGCAGAGAAGGAUGCGCUCGCCAGUGUGUGCAGCCUCGCUAUAGGCAAGCUCUCCGCUAUCACUGUACCACUCUCUGUCUCCGACAGAAAUCAUGUCCCCGUUUCCUCAUUAAAAAUAUUAAUUCACCGUGUAGCGGUACACACCACAUUGCACCGCUUUUGUCUGCGUGGUGCCGUGCAUAGCGUUUUUGCCAUGUUAGAGCGCGUGUAUUUCAGCCGUUUGAUUUGCGGUUCGGUAGCGGGGCGUUAUUGUUUGUAUUUAUAUUUAAUUUCUCUCCGUUUGCCGCGCGUGGUCUCCGGAAAACAAGCGCAUGGAGAGGACCGGUGGCCGGACCACCGGACGCAGAAAUUAGACCACAUAGAGAAAUAUGAAGUAACUUACCCGCGGUGGAUAUCCCCGGAACAGAGCCGAUCUUCUUUCUCCGACAAGGUCAACUCUUAUCAGCACCCCCUGCAGGCGGAGGUGGGGAUUACGGCGGAGGGCAGGGAGCUGGUCCUUCAGCUGGAGCAGAACGAGCAGCUGUUUGCCCCCGGAUUUAAGGAGACUUGGUACAGUCCAAGCGGAGUGCGCCACACCUCAUCCCCCCCCCGCCCUGAGAACUGUUUUUACCAUGGUGUGGUCCGCGGAGACGAGGCCUCCAGUGUGGCCAUCAGCACCUGCCAGGGACUCAGGGGCGUGAUCACAGUCAGCGGGAACGUGAGCUACCUCAUCGAGCCUCUGGCCAAUCAGACGGAGCCGGGCGGGCACGCUCUGUACCGCGCAGAGAGCCUGAAGCUGCGGCGGGGGACGUGUGGGCAUCGCCAUGGAAACCAGGAGGCCGGACUGGAUGACCUCAUCAGCGUGAUGACGCAAUCGCACCCGGGCAGCAGGGGAAGGAGGGACAUCAGUCAGAACAUGAAGUACGUGGAGCUCUUACUGGUGGCAGACAACGCGGAGUUCCGGAAACACGGGCGGGACUAUGAGAAGACCAAGAUGAAGCUGCUGGAGGCUGCAAACUAUGUGGACAAGUACUACAAGGCGCUGAAGAUCCGGGUGGCUCUGAUUGGGCUGGAGGUCUGGACGGCGCAGGACUGGAUCAGCGUGACGGAGAACCCGUACAGCACCCUGGGGGCCUUCCUCACCUGGAGACGCAACCAGCUCCCACACCUGCCCAACGACAACGCCCAGCUCGUCACGGGCGUGUCAUUCCAAGGGACCACAAUCGGAUUGGCUCCCCUCAAGGCCAUGUGCUCAGAGUACCAAUCAGGAGGCGUGAACUCGGACCACUCGGACAGUGCUGUGGGUGUGGCUGCCACCAUGGCCCAUGAGAUGGGGCACAAUUUCGGGAUGAACCACGACACGGCGGGCUGCUGCUACACCCACCCCGAGGAGGGGGGCUGCAUCAUGGCGGCCGCCACCGGGCACCCCUUCCCGCGCGUGUUUAACCGCUGUAAUGAGAAGGAGCUGCAGCGCUACCUGGGCUGGGGGGGCAAGUGCCUGUUCAACCCCCCCAACACCCGCACCAUGUACGGUGGCCAUCGCUGCGGCAACGGCUACCUGGAGGAGGGCGAGGAGUGCGACUGUGGGGAGGAAGAGAUUCAUCACUCUCUCUAUCUUUCAUUCCCUCCCUCUAUUCUCUCUCACACACUCUCUCCCUCCUCCCUCUCUCUCUCUCUCUCCCUCACUCCCCCCUCUCUCUCUCUCUCUUUCUCUCUCUCGUUCUCUCAGAUCUGUUUUGGAGGAGAGUGCAGGAACGCCUCCUUCCUGCAGGCGGAUGAGUGUAACACCAGGUGUCACGGCCACGGGCUGUGCAACAACAAUCAGCACUGCCACUGUGACGCGGGCUGGGCCCCGCCCUCUUGCAGCCAGGUGGGCACAGGUGGCAGUGUGGACAGCGGACCAGUACCUGCGCAGAGCAGUCUACUUCCUGUUCUGUUGCUCCUCCCCCUGCUCCUCCUCCUGGGAUUGGCUGCUGUGGCUCUGUGGUGUUGUCAUAAGCACAGGUCCCGCCCCCAGAAGAGCCCCGCCCCUCCUCCACCACCCAUCUCCGCCCCCGUCAGUGCCAAAACCCCGCCCGCCGGCCACGCUAACCCCGCCUUCCAGCUGAAGAGACAGGACUCUGAUAGGCUGGCGGGGGCGAGGCAGAGCCCAGGUGGCCCCCCCAGGAGCAGGCAGUUGAUCGUGCGCCCCACGGUGAAGCCCCCCCCCGUCCCUGCGUACGUUGCAGCUCAGCAGAGCCCCCCGCCACCCCACCCGCCCCCCACCCCCAAACCCUCGCCCCUCAUCGCCGGGAAACCGCGCCCAGCCCCCCCCAGCCGACCCCCACCCCCCUGCCCCCAGGCCAAACACAGCCAGGAACCACAGAGUAAGAGCACUCCUCAGGGACCCACAGGACCGGCUCACAGCAGCCCUCUGCUGAGCCAGAAGAAACCACUGCUGCCCCCUACUGGACAUACUCAGAACGCCAGGUUUCAGAGAGAAGUCAGAGGGGCAAGCUGAGCACCAGCCUCCAGCCCCGUGGAAUCAUGGGUACUGACCUUUGUGCACAGGUCAUUCGGGCAGAGAAAGGUGACAUCAUCUCAGACCAACAUGAGAGAGACUCCCUCACCUAAUGCUCUGUCUUAUCUACUUGAAUUCAGAAGUGGGUGUACACUUGUAUUAUUUAAUUCUUGAAUCCUAAGAUCUGUGGAUUCUUCACGAGUUUCCCGUCUCAGUUAGUCACCUGUUGGCACUAUGUGUGUCCUGAAGCUUGUUCUGAAGGUGUAAAGAAGGAAGAGCUCUCUAUAUUCUGGUACUGUGUUUUUAAAGCAUGAGUCUAUAAAUGUCUUAUAUUAAGAAAAUGCCAUGCGUAGAAAUAUGACUGCACGACUUACUAUUGGGUGUGAAUAGUAGGAACCCAGCAAAAGGAAAAUGUUACUGAAACGUUUAGUCAAUGCCACAACGUUGUGAGAACGUUUUGGUAGACCUCCCUCGUGUAGAUUUAUGCAGAAAAGUGUGAAUGCAGAGUCCCCAUGCAUGCAGUAUACUUCUGUCUGAGACGAGAAGCAGGAUAUCUCUCCCUAACAAGCAAUACCUUGCUGGCUUUUAAGUAGAAUGGAAAGUUGUUUGUGAAUUUAUCUCGCGUACGUUUUUAUUGAUGUUUAUUUUGACAGCCAUGUCUCUGGACAGCUGCGCUGCCCAUCCAAUCAAAUCCAGCUCUGACCAGUGCGAUCGUCUCGGCGCAGGAUCGAUUGCGGUGCUAAAACUCUCGUUUUUAUGCGUUGUUCGUUCCAGGUGUAACAAGACCAGAACAUAUUGCUUGAACUUACCAUUUCUGUCCAGAAGCGGGCGCCAUAUAUGCACUGACGAGAGAUAGCACCUGCCUGCUCACUUUAAAAUGAGGAUCGUUUCAGAGUCAUUUUACCCUUCUUUCGCAUAAUGGUUUUUCGUGGGGAUCAUUUUAAAUUCCCAAACCCAGGUUUAAGAUUUCCACGAUUAACUAGCUUCUAACAUUCUGCUCCUCUGUGCCAUUCACACGAUUGCCAUUCAAACCGGAACCAAAGUGUCAUUCUAUAAUCUGAUUUACAGUAACCCAAACUCUGCGCCUGUAAAACAUAGUUGUAAAACCAAUUCAUUACAUUAAUGGCAAUUCUUCCUCAUUAUAUAAAUGCAACUGUGCCGGUAAGCAAGCAAAACAAAACUGGUCUAUAGAAACUGAUUUAUCAAACCAGUUUACGGUUUUACUGCCACUUUAGUUUAAUUUAUGCAAUAUAAGUGCACAUAUUAAAUGGUAGAUAUUAUUAGUUACUGGAAUGGGUAGAAACAAACAGGUUAGCUGGGCCUCAAGAGCUAGCAGCUCAAAGCCGUUGUGCCAAACGACCGCGAAGGUUAGUCCCAGUUUUCAUUUGUGCAUUCACUCAUUUUCGGACGCCGUGGUUUUUCCUUUUUAAUUUAAAAUGUUUGUCUGUAUGUCUUUCGGUGCAUAUUAACGGGUCAGAUUUUUUGCCGUGCACUUUUGACAAGAACAGGAAAGGGACAGCAGCUUCUCUGCGUAGCAACAGGGUUAUGAAAAGCAGGUUCAUAAUCACCGAUCUGCGAUCAGCAGGUUCCGAUUCUUGCGCACUCAGAAAGAGAAUGCCCAUUGAAUUCUUUCUUUAGUAAAACAUUCAUAUUUUCCGUCGUUGAUAAUGUGAAAUAGACAUGUUCUUAUUCUAUGCAAGAGACAUGCUCUAAUAUUUGUGUUAUUACUAUGUAUAUAUAAAUGAACCAUGAUAGAUUAUGUAUGUAUACACUGUAAUUAUUGAGCAAAGUAAUCUAAUAUUUGUGUUAACAUACAGUAUAUGUCAAUACUUUUGUGAUCAGUUAUAUGUGGAGGUUAAUGCUACUAGCUGGAUGAGGAGUUCUGGAAUCUGAUGCUCGGGAAAUGGCUGAUAUUUUACUAACACGAUAAUCAUGUUUUUAUGAUUGUUUGUGCUGUAUGUGCAGGACUGCAUCGUGCAGAACAACGUUGUUUAAACCGUGAGCUCCGGACCUAUGCAAAAACAGCCUGUCUGGUGCCUCGUGCCUUCUGUAUUUAAAUAAGAAUAAACUUUCAAAGUCAA
This is a messenger RNA of Conger conger (European conger), 4733 nucleotides long. Its product is annotated as disintegrin and metalloproteinase domain-containing protein 19-like. The record is from RefSeq and is a predicted model, not a curated record. Gene Ontology annotation, biological process: membrane protein ectodomain proteolysis. NCBI's taxonomy places the organism in Eukaryota, Metazoa, Chordata, Actinopteri, Anguilliformes, Congridae. Gene Ontology annotation, molecular function: metalloendopeptidase activity.